AGCAUAUGUUUUCUUGAGCUGUAUAAAAAAAAAAACUAAAAAACAACGGCUGUAGAAAGAUGUUACAUCUUAAUAUUUUACGCAAGUUUUCUGCAACUUCGCUUAAAUCAGUAAUUGAUAAAAAUGCUCUUGGUGGACGGAACUUAGUCGAAGCGGUUGCCAUAACAAAAAAUGGUAAAACUGCAGUAGCUUGGCAUCCUGAUCCUUCAUACCCUUACGAGUACACAAAACCAUUGCCAAAUUUCAUUGAAGAGGAUACUUCUCGUAUCGUAAAGGAAGAAUCACUAAGAACAGCUAUGAAUGCUUUUAAGGAAAAAAGACCAGAAGUAGCCCGAGAAGAACUAAUGAGAUUAACACAUACGACUAAGCAUCGCUGGUUCCCAAGAGCACGUGAUAAAAAAGCGAAGAAAACGCCUAUGGAUCGCCCCUACUUGUAAGCAUAAUGAUACUUUAUACAUAGAUUGAUUUAUAAAAAGAUUUGAAAAAUAAACGAGAAGAUCUGAAAUGACCUUUUAAUAGACA
Glossina fuscipes is the source of this 522-nucleotide messenger RNA. RefSeq names its product 39S ribosomal protein L42, mitochondrial (gene mRpL42). NCBI's taxonomy places the organism in Eukaryota, Metazoa, Arthropoda, Insecta, Diptera, Glossinidae. Gene Ontology annotation, cellular component: mitochondrial large ribosomal subunit. The transcript has a single exon. Bases 60 to 437 code for a protein of 125 amino acids. The record is from RefSeq and is a predicted model, not a curated record.